AGAAAACUCUCUGGGUCUUUUCUUUCAGAUAUUAUGCGGCGAAUAUUAAUGGUAGAUUUAUGACUUUAUACUUUGCAUCUUGAAGUAUUAAUUUUCAACAAAUAAGAAAAUUUGAGUUUAUGGGUUCCAAUUUAAAUAAGUUUUAUAUGACUUUCUUGAAAAAUUGUGAAUGCAACACAUAAACAACAAAUCUUUUGAGUAACCCUCAAACUCUCCUAGUGUAUUCAAAUAUAAGAUUAUUAUUUCAAUAAAUAAACAAAGAAACUAACCAACCAGAUUCUAGGAUAACAAAAACGAUUUUAACUCAAAAUAUUAAUCUAAAAUUAUAACUUUUGAAAAUCAUUUUUGAAUUUUUCUUUUAUCAAUUAAUUAAUAAUGUGAUAAACUUUGAUAAAUCUUAAAAUUCAAGCCUUCACACAGUUGACAGAACUUACUGUAUAAAGGUAAGAUAGUAAAAAUCUAGCAUAAUAUAUAGACUGUUGUGUAAUAUAUAGUUGCAAAAAAAAAAUGACAACUCAACAUUAGAAAGUAAAAAUUGUGUUUUAGUCAGAUAUUUGGAAUUUAUAUUUAAGAUAUGGGUGAAUAGAAUUCUGACAAAGUAAUUUUUGUAUUUUAAAUAUAUUUGGGACUCUCUUAAUUCCUUCUUAUCAAUUCAAACAUAAAAUUUCUAUGUUUAAUAAUUAUUAAAAAUAAUUUCCAGUUCAUGGAAUCAACUUAUGUCAACAAAAAAGAUGUAAUAUGCAAGAGAACUUCUUGACUCUUUCGUUAUAUUUGAUAACAAAUCUUCUAUGGAGGUAUUGAAGGGCAAACAUGGGCUUUAGAAACCUUUCAAGCGAUAUACCCAUAUGCAUAAAUCCUUCUUAUAUUGA
This is a messenger RNA of Paramecium octaurelia, 869 nucleotides long. The record is from the annotation of a GenBank genome assembly. Lineage: Eukaryota; Ciliophora; Oligohymenophorea; Peniculida; Parameciidae.